Megalopta genalis is the source of this 5669-nucleotide messenger RNA. The record is from RefSeq and is a predicted model, not a curated record. NCBI's taxonomy places the organism in Eukaryota, Metazoa, Arthropoda, Insecta, Hymenoptera, Halictidae.
CUCAGGAGUCACAAAAUGAAUGACCUUUGUAGGGGUGUUUUAGUUCGAGUGCCACUGAUAGAUAGUGUUUCCAUGUCCGUAAAUGGGCCAUUUCGAAAAAGAGAGAUUUCAGUAGUAUAAGUCAAUAAUUAGCCAGGAAAGAAAUAAAUAGUAAUAAAUAGGAUAAUUUCUAAGAGACAUUUCUUGUCCUGGAUGAUUUUAACGUUGAAUGGAAUUGUAACCACACAGACAAUAACGAGGAGACUGUGAUACGGUUAAUAGAAACAGCACAUAUACAAUAAUUUGAACCUGAUGUUAUCUAACAAGUUGCUGGUGACAGAUGAGGUUAUGAAGAUGCACAGGGGUCUGACCAUUUUCCAAUGUGGAUAGGGCUAAACCAUGAAAAAUGUAUUUACAAAAGGCAAAAUAAGAGGUUAAUUAAUGAACUAUUAUCUAUAUUUCUCUGCUUGAGUCAAUUAAUCUUUCCGAAUCUCUCAAAGCUACUUGAAAAUACGGACCUCGAAAGGAGCUUCUAGCUUUUGCCGCAAGAGGCGCCACUGUUUGGCUAACAGUUUGAGCGUUUUGCCACUGGAUUAAUUGGCGCUGUAAGGACGCCGGAAGGAGCUUCAAUGUUUCUCCAGAAGAGGUGCUAUUAUCCCUUUCAUAUGCACAAACCAGGAUCGCCUAAAAACAUUAAUUUUGGCAAAAUCAGGGUCUUCUUUUUUCUUUUCUUUUUUACUCAAAGUAGAUACAACUUCAGACAUCUAGAUUCUUCAGCUAUUGGCUGUCGUACACGAAAAGAGGACGCUAUAAUCAGUUUGCAUUCUUUGGUCGGUAAAUCAGUGGACUUAUGCAACGUAAGUUAAUAUACAGUGUUUGAUCUAUUUUUAUAUCUCUUCUGUACUUUUACUUAAUAAAGAAAAUUUUUCAUUAUUAAUAGGGUUAUCUUCGAACUAUAUUUAGAUAUUUUUCUGAUUACCGCAUUGCGAUAUUCAUAUAGGUGGCACUAGUCGUGAACUUUUGGAGGGAUAACGCGAUUCAAUAUGGCGGCGUUUGGUGUUGUGCGUUUGUGAACGUCAGGGUGAAGACCGGUGUAUAAUACGCGAAUAAUUGUGACUACUAGCACGAAUUUACGCGUACAUUAGGUUGAUUGAAAUUCAACCGGUAGUAAUUACGUACAGCUCUGCAGUUGAGCAAAAUGUCGAAGACAGAUGAGAAUGCAGACACAGGAGAUACGGGAGAUAAUUCAAAUGGAUCAUCGGCGGAGACCACGUCGUCCCGUGGUGGUGGUGACUUCGAAACGAAGCUGGAAACCGAUCGUAGCAAACGUUUUGAUUACUUACUGAAACAAACUGAAAUAUUCUCUCAUUUUAUGACAAACAAUCAGAAGGACAAAGCUGGAAGUCCUUUAAAGAUCAAGGCUGGCAGACCCAGGAAACAACCACAACCACCAGAGAUCCCAGUCAAAACUGAUUCUGGUGAUCACAGGCAUCGUAAGACCGAGCAAGAAGAAGAUGAGGAAUUAUUAGCCGAAAGUAAUGCCAGCGUUGCUCCCACCACGCGUUUUGAAUCGUCGCCACACUACAUUAAAUCCGGUGAGUUACGAGACUAUCAAAUACGUGGUUUAAAUUGGAUGAUAUCCUUAUACGAACAUGGUAUUAACGGCAUCCUGGCGGACGAGAUGGGUCUUGGUAAAACUUUGCAGACCAUUUCGCUGCUCGGAUACAUGAAACACUUCAGAAGCAUUCCUGGCCCUCACAUAGUCAUCGUUCCGAAGUCUACUCUGGCUAAUUGGAUGAACGAGUUCAAAAAAUGGUGUCCUACCUUGAGAGCAGUUUGCCUCAUAGGCGAUGCAGAAACUAGGAACACAUUCAUUAGAGAUGUUAUGAUGCCUGGGGAAUGGGAUGUUUGUGUAACAUCCUACGAGAUGGUAAUAAAAGAAAAGUCAGUAUUUAAGAAGUUCAAUUGGCGCUACAUGGUGAUCGACGAAGCUCACCGAAUAAAGAAUGAGAAAUCAAAGUUGUCAGAGAUUCUAAGAGAAUUUAAAACAGCUAAUCGGCUUCUAUUGACUGGAACCCCUCUGCAAAAUAAUCUCCAUGAGUUGUGGUCAUUGCUCAAUUUUCUAUUGCCAGAUGUAUUUAAUAGUUCGGACGAUUUUGACUCUUGGUUUAAUACGAAUAGUUUCUUAGGUGAUAAUUCAUUAGUUGAGAGACUACACGCGGUUCUUCGGCCAUUCCUCUUAAGACGUUUAAAAUCUGAAGUAGAGAAAGGACUAAAACCGAAAAAAGAAAUUAAAGUUUACAUCGGACUUAGUAAAAUGCAAAGAGAAUGGUACACAAAAGUGUUAAUGAAAGACAUAGACAUCGUAAACGGCGCAGGAAAAAUUGAGAAAAUGCGACUACAAAAUAUUUUGAUGCAGCUGCGCAAGUGUUGCAAUCAUCCAUAUUUAUUCGAUGGUGCGGAGCCUGGGCCUCCUUACACAACCGAUGAACAUCUUGUUUAUAACUGUGGUAAAAUGGUAAUUUUGGAUAAGCUACUACCAAAAUUACAGCAGCAAGAAUCGCGUGUGCUCGUAUUUAGUCAAAUGACGAGAAUGUUAGAUAUUUUAGAAGAUUACUGCCAUUGGAGAUGUUUCCAAUAUUGUCGUUUAGAUGGUAAUACAGCACACGAGGAUAGACAGCGUCAAAUUAAUGAAUACAACGCACCUGGUAGCGAGAAAUUCAUUUUCAUGCUGUCGACGCGUGCUGGUGGUUUAGGUAUUAAUUUAGCAACCGCAGACGUAGUUAUUAUUUAUGAUUCUGAUUGGAAUCCACAGAUGGAUUUACAAGCGAUGGACCGUGCGCAUCGUAUAGGUCAGCAGAAACAAGUUCGUGUAUUCAGAUUUAUAACAGAGAACACUGUAGAAGAGAAGAUCGUCGAGCGUGCCGAAGUUAAACUGCGGUUAGAUAAGUUAGUUAUACAACAAGGACGCUUAGUCGACGCGAAGCAGACGGCAUUGAACAAAGACGAAAUGUUGAAUAUGAUCAGGCAUGGUGCGAACGAAGUGUUCGCAUCAAAAGAUAGUGCUAUAACGGACGAGGAUAUAGACACUAUCUUACAGAAGGGUGAAGCGAAAACGGAGGAAAUGAAACAGAAGCUGGAGAGCUUAGGUGAAUCUUCCCUUCGCAACUUCACGGUGGAUGCGCCUACGGAUUCUGUAUACCAGUUUGAAGGCGAGGAUUAUCGUGAGAAACAAAAGAUCCUUGGACUCGGUAACUGGAUAGAACCACCCAAACGAGAACGUAAAGCCAAUUACGCAGUUGAUGCGUAUUUCAGAGAAGCUCUCAGAGUGUCCGAACCGAAAGCUCCCAAAGCGCCUAGACCACCGAAACAGCCUAUCGUUCAAGACUUCCAAUUCUUCCCGCCACGAUUGUUCGAGCUACUCGAUCAAGAGAUUUAUUAUUUCCGUCAAACCGUAGGCUAUAAGGUUCCAAAAAAUCCUGAACUGGGGUCUGACGCGGCUAGAAUUCAGAAAGAGGAACAGCGCAAGAUAGACGACGCGCAACCGUUGUCCGACGAGGAGGUCAUCGAGAAGGAGAAACUGCUCAUGCAAGGGUUCACGAACUGGACGAAAAGAGACUUCAAUCAGUUCAUAAAGGCGAACGAGAAAUACGGUCGUGACGAUAUUGAAAAUAUCGCGAAGGAAGUGGAGGGGAAAACGCCGGAGGAGGUCAUGGAGUACUCGGCGGUAUUCUGGGAACGAUGCCAUGAGUUGCAGGACAUCGAUAGAGUGAUGGCGCAGAUUGAACGCGGUGAGGCGAAGAUACAAAGGCGGGCUGGCAUUAAAAAAGCCCUGGACGCGAAGAUGGCCAGAUACCGUGCUCCGUUCCACCAAUUAAGGAUAGCGUAUGGUACCAAUAAGGGGAAGAACUACACCGAGGAGGAGGAUCGGUUCCUUGUUUGUAUGUUACACAAAUUAGGCUUCGACAAAGAGAACGUGUACGAAGAGCUUCGGGCUACAGUCAGAUCAGCACCGCAGUUCCGUUUCGACUGGUUCGUCAAGUCUCGCACAGCGUUGGAAUUACAACGACGUUGCAACACUCUGAUCACUUUGAUAGAACGUGAAAACCAAGAGCUGGAAGAACGGGAGAGGCAAGAGAGGCGAAAGAAGGGCGGCAGCAUAGGCGCGAAACCGGCCUCGAAGCGGAAACAAGAGAACCUUCCAGCGCCUCAAGACAAACCACGGAGAAAGAAGAAGUAAGGAAGAAAAUCGUGAAUCACUUUCUCAACUGACCUCUCAAAGAGUACGGACUUGAUUACAGCGAGAACUCUUUCUUUCGAUUCUUUUCCAUCGUUCAUUCUUCUUCCAAACAAUAACCAACAUCAUCGAACAAGUUCAAGCGAACAGUAUUUUGCGUUGUAACUUUGCUCUUGCCCUGAUCACUUCGAAUUGUUUUUCAGUAUAAUGAUAUUGCACUUUCCUGAUUUCAUUCGUAAUCGCAGCCAAUGCUUUGCAAAACGUGAAUCAAUAUCGAUCAGAAGGGAAAUCUAUUUAUUGAUACUAAUCAGUACAACGGAAGGACAGUAUAACAUGGAAAUGCUCGUGGACGUAAUACUGGAAGGCGUCGUUUUUUUUAUUCGAAUACCGAGUGACCAGUUUCAUCUUGAAAACGAAUGUACUUCAAGAACUAUGUAGAUUUAUUAGAGUUUAUUGUGAAAGACUGAAGGAUUAUUCUCGAAGAUAACUUACACGUCUUUUUAAGUGGCAAUCAAGAAACUUUAUGUCACUGAAAAAAAUUAACGAUUGUGAACCGAGCUACAUCGUGUUUAGAAUAUUUACUAUAUUUUUUACCGUACUUUUUCUCUAACUUGAUGGAAUAUCUUAAGUACAUUUGUGCGGGUAAAAGGGCCACCCGGAACACAUUCACGUCGAAGUAACGCUUUUUGGCAUUGUGAAACCGAAGCGAUACCUUUUGAUAUACUUAACCGUCAGAAUUGUUAUGCUCGCUCCUUAUUACACAUGUAUCGCACACAGGACACAACAAAAACGUACCUUGAAUCAAUUUUACACGGGAGUACUUGUAAUGAGAUAUUACGUCAACAGUUUUAUUUAUUUGUUACGAUUUUUAAGGCAUUGUAAUUCGUUUUACGAAUAAACUACCGUAUGCCGCAUCACAUAUAGUAUCUAUUAGUGCAUUGGACUAUAGUUAAUGCAAAAUCAACUAAGUGUUCAAAAUUGCUGAAAAGCCUCAUACGUACCGUACUAUAUUUAAUAACGUCGCACACUUUGUUUUGCGAAUACGAUUGAUUUUGUGUUAGCUAUUAAUAAUUACCCUCGUUUGAAAUUCAAAGGAAAUAAAAAGGAGAAAAUCGCAAAGGGAAUUAAUUAAUUACGAACGUAAACGAUUUGCACAUUUUUUGUAUAGUUAUAUUUAUUGAAUUUUAAAAUCCUUAUCGACGAGUAAGGAAAAAAUAUAAAUCGGGACACUUGUUUCUAAAUCGAGUCUUAGCACGUAAUUAUUAAUAAUAAUUAUACAUAUAUUAUAUUAAAUAUAUAAAUAGUGAAUGUAUUGCUCGAUCGAUACAAAAGAAAAACCGAUCGUUCAAGUUAUAAAUCGAGAAUGAAUAGUUUUUGACUGGCAAUAGGUAUUCGUAACUUUUAUAAAGCGCAGAGAAUCAUGCACAAUCAAUAAACAUUCGUUAUUACAAUG